Amphibalanus amphitrite is the source of this 2859-nucleotide messenger RNA. RefSeq names its product electron transfer flavoprotein-ubiquinone oxidoreductase, mitochondrial-like. Gene Ontology annotation, molecular function: electron-transferring-flavoprotein dehydrogenase activity; iron-sulfur cluster binding. The transcript is spliced from 11 exons. The record is from RefSeq and is a predicted model, not a curated record. Bases 191 to 2011 code for a protein of 606 amino acids. Gene Ontology annotation, biological process: electron transport chain. NCBI's taxonomy places the organism in Eukaryota, Metazoa, Arthropoda, Thecostraca, Balanomorpha, Balanidae. Gene Ontology annotation, cellular component: mitochondrial inner membrane.
AUGGCGCAAAGGAUACAUUACCAUUUUGCAAGCUCUGUGAAUGGGGAUAGACAGUUUGCGGAAGAUUUUGAGUUUUUUUAAGCGAGUUCCUGCUACUCAUCGGCUGUGAUAUUUCCUUUUGAAGCUGGAAGAUCAGCAGAUCAUAUAUUUUUGCAAUUGCAUGCAUUGUGCUUGAAAAAAGGUUGAAAUCAUGUACGGACUGGUAAAGAGCUCUGCUCGGGCAGGUAGACUGAUUCGUCAAGUUGGAUACAGGCUCCAGCACAGUGCAGAAAGUUUUCCAAAGAUCACAACUCACUACACCAUAUGCCCCAGAGACCAAGAUCCAAGAUGGAAAGACGUGGACAUGGAGCGGGUGUCGGACGAGACGGACGUUCUGAUCGUGGGCGGCGGACCGGCUGGCCUCUCCGCAGCCAUCCGACUGAAGCAGCUCGCCGCCGAGAAGGGACAGGAACUCAGCGUCACCGUCGUCGAAAAGGCCUCGGAGCUCGGCGGUCACACACUCUCUGGCGCGUGCAUCGAGCCACAGCCGCUCAACGAGCUGAUCCCCGACUGGAAGGAGCGCGGCGCGCCGCUCAACACGCCCGUCACGGCCGACAAGUUCGCCUUCCUCACCGAGCGGCGGCGCAUCCCGAUCCCCAUCCUGCCCGGAUUCCCAAUGCACAACGAUGGUAACUACGUGGUGCGUCUGGGCCACGUGGUCCGCUGGCUGGGUGAGCAGGCCGAGGAGCUCGGUGUGGAUGUCUACCCCGGCACGGCGGCGGCCGAGGUGGUCUACAAUGAGGACGGAUCGGUCAAAGGAGUGGCCACCGGCGAUCUGGGCAUCGCCAAGGAUGGAUCCCCGAAGGACUCGUUUGAGCGCGGCAUGGAGCUGCACGCCAAGUGUACAAUUUUCGCCGAGGGCUGCCACGGCCACCUGGCCAAGGAGCUGAUCACCAAGUUUAACCUGCGCGACAACAGCUCUCAGCCGCAGACGUACGGUAUCGGUCUGAAGGAGCUGUGGGAGGUAUCGCCGGACGUACAUCAGCCCGGACGGGUGGAGCACACCGUCGGGUGGCCGCUGGACAAGGACACAUACGGCGGCUCGUUCCUGUACCACCUGAACGACGAGACGCCGCUGGUGGCUGUCGGCUUCGUCAUCGGACUCGACUACACCAACCCCUACCUCAGCCCGUUCAAGGAGUUCCAGCGCUUCAAGCACCACCCGUCCGUCGCCAAGACGUUCGAGGGGGGCACCAGGAUCGGGUACGGUGCGCGCGCCCUGAACGAGGGCGGCCUGCAGAGCCUGCCACGGCUCACCUUCCCCGGCGGGUGCCUGAUCGGCUGCAGCGCCGGCUUCAUGAACGUGCCCAAGAUCAAGGGCACGCACAACGCCAUGAAGAGCGCCAUGAUUGCCGCCGAGAGCGUCUAUGACGCCAUCGAGAAGGGAGACACAGAAACUUUGAGCGUGAACCCGGUCAGCUACGAGGAGCGUAUCCGCAGCUCCAGCGUCUGGAAGGAGCUGACGGCUGUGCGGAACGUCCGCCCCUCGUUCCAUUCUCGGCUGGGACUGUACGGAGGGCUGGCCUACACCGGCCUGUUCUAUGUGCUAGGACGCGGCAAGGAGCCGUGGACUCUCAAACAUCCCGGUCCCGACUACCUGCGUCUGAAGCCGUCCCGCGAGUGUCAGCCCAUCGAGUACCCCAAGCCGGACGGCAAACUCAGCUUCGACCUGCUUGGAUCGGUGGCGCUCACAGGUACAAACCACGAGGGUGAUCAGCCGCCGCACCUGACCCUGCGGGACGACACGUCUCCCGUCAAACAGAACCUGGGCGUGUUCGAUGGACCCGAGGCGCGCUUCUGUCCGGCAGGCGUGUACGAGUACGUGCCCACGGAGGAUGACCAGGGCCAGCGACUGCAGAUUAACGCCCAGAACUGCAUCCACUGCAAGACGUGCGACAUCAAGGACCCCAGCCAGAACAUCAACUGGGUGACGCCCGAGAGUGGUGGCGGGCCCUCCUACAACGGCAUGUGAGCUGGGCCGAGUUCAGAUGUCGUCUAAUGUCUUGCCGAAGGAAGGUCGUCGAAGGAAAAGCUUGAGAGGAUUUGUGGGAUGAGAAGGUAGCGCCUGAAAGAGCACUAAGGCGUGUUUUGGAGUGUUGUGAAUAGUGCGGAGCUGUAGGUACAGUCAAGGGUCCCAAAGACAGGUGCUGUCAAAAUCGGGUCUGAAAGAUGCCAUCGUGUAUACCGGGUGCUUUGGUAUACCACUAUUGGUUGUACUUAGCUUGCAGACGGUGCACAGCCUUGCUGGUUCUACAAGAGAAGUUGAGUUCAAAGACUGCGACAAAUGUGUUGACUAUUCACUGGCGCCGAUACCGAUGUAGCUGGGAAUCAUGCAGCGGCGGACUCGGGUUUGAGAGCACAGUCGGUAUUAUUUGAUCGACCAGUUGUGUGUUGCACAACGGGAUCCUCAGCUCAACCCAUAGCGUUCCAUAGUCUAUAUGUCUGUGUGACGAAUAGUUGACCGGUAACUCAAAGAGCUACAGUGUCCGUGUAUGUGUGCCUAACGAUUAUUGUCUUAGUUUAUCUCAACUGGGUCCAUUCAACUGGGUUGCUUUGCUAUGGCAUCUCUUCUAUGAUCUAUCUUAUUUUAAUCUCCUGUCCUCCAUCCAUUUUAUGUUUGUGACCCCUCUUUCUUACCCAUUUCCGUAACACCGCGGUCUUCCUUUUCACCUAUCUGAUCCCCGCCCCUUGGCAGUAGGUAUGUGAAGCCGUAUCAAUGCAAUGCGCGAGCGAGAGAGCGUCGCUUAGUAGCGUAAUAGGCGGGUGCGCCUGCAGUGAUAUGAUGACGAGUUCUUGGUGAAUAUAUGCUUGAGAAAUAUU